Messenger RNA from Diuraphis noxia (Russian wheat aphid), 1527 nucleotides. Its product is annotated as trehalase-like. Lineage: Eukaryota; Metazoa; Arthropoda; Insecta; Hemiptera; Aphididae. Gene Ontology annotation, molecular function: alpha,alpha-trehalase activity. Gene Ontology annotation, biological process: trehalose catabolic process. The record is from RefSeq and is a predicted model, not a curated record.
UCUAGAAACAUAUUUUUAUAAUUUCUGACUGUUAUACUGCAGUUGAAUUCGCUUAAAACGAUGCCAGAUUCUCAGAUACAACGAUACACAUGCCCGGCUAUCACGAAGUUUAUGGACUUAACAAUCUAAUUCUCUGAGUUCUUCAAAGAUCGUUAWAAGUGAAUUAGUCUGCAUAUUUAAACUGCCAAUAWUUUACUUUCAUGUGUAUAUAAGUUUCUUAUCACUGAUAUCGAUAUGAAGUAUUUUUACUUACUUAUUAUGCUCUUGCUAUUACAAGUUGUGUACUAUAAACAGAUAAUUGCCCUAGACGCUAUAAUAAAUCUGAAAAAAUCAUUUUUUCAACCAUUGGAUGAACUUCCGUCAUCAUGUCACAGCCGUGGUAUUAUUGAAAAUAUAAUAUCAUUGGUGGAUCAGUUUGGUUUCAUGCCCAACGGUAACAGAGUUUUCUAUCUAAAUAGAUCACAACCACCGAUGCUUAUAUUGAUGGUAUUAAGUUAUUAUAAAGCAACUAAUGACUUUAAUUUCAUAAAAACUGUUAUAGGUAGUUUGGAAAAUGAAUAUCUUUUUUGGUUAAAAAAUCGAAUGGUCACCUUCGAGAAGGAUGGUAGAAAAUUUAAAAUGGCUAGAUACAGCUCACGGUCAAGUGGGCCAAGACCAGAAUCAUACAGGAACGAUUAUAAACUAGCWGAAAAACACCACAGAGAAGAAGAUAAAAAUGAAUUAUAUAUACACAUCAAGUCUGCAGCAGAAUCUGGUUGGGACUUUUCAAGUAGAUGGUUCAUAACAGCUAAUGGCACUAAUAGCGGUAAUUUAUCUGAUAUACAAACGGCAAACAUUGUCCCAGUUGACUUAAAUAGCUUACUUCAUGUAAAUGCACUUACGUUGAGUACUUGGUUUGAUCAAAUGGGAGAUGAAAUAAAUGCUGAAAAAUACAAAACAAUUGCUAAUGAAUUUCUCGAAAAUAUACAUGAAGUUAUGUGGAAACCAAACAAAGGAUCUUGGUUUGAUUGGGAUUUGAUCAACAAUAAGAGCCGAGAAUAUUUUUAUGCAUCCAAUAUUGUACCUCUGUGGACGGAAAGCUAUAAAAUGCCAAAAGAAAAAGUGGCCCAUUCAGUUCUGAAAUAUUUGAGAGAUGAACGUAUAAUCGAGCUCGAUUACAGUAUUAAAUACAAUGGAAUGCCUACGUCAAUGUAUUCAUCGUCACAACAAUGGGAUUUCCCGAAUGCUUGGCCUCCGCUCCAAGCUUUUAUCAUUCAAGGUCUGGAUAAGACUCAACAAAAAAUUGCAAAACAAGUUGCAGGGAAAUUGGCUGAGGUGUGGUUGCGCACAAAUUAUCGUGGAUUUACAAAUAACGAAUCGAUGUUCGAAAAAUAUGACGCUUUAGCUUUAGGAAUAAGUGGUGGUGGUGGCGAAUACGCGCCACAGUUAGGAUUCGGUUGGACAAAUGGUGUCGUGUUGGAAUUUUUAAAUCAAUGGAACUAUUUAUACUACAACACUUCAUCAAAUGAUAUUACAACGGACUUAUAA